UUCUCGGUAAAUUCCUUUCCCCCGCGCGCUCGCGCGCGCAGUCCCGUUCUCGAAGAGAAGAGACAGUGUGGCUGACGCGCUCGGUCGUCCCGCUGGCCCGUUUUGCAUUGGCUAAACGGAGACCGUGGUGUUUUUUUAGCUUAUAUAUUUAGCAACGGAGGUCGGUCUCGUAUUGCACCGCGCGUGCUGGAAAGCGCUGUUCAUCUGCAGUGCUGCUGGAUAACCGCAGUGUGUUGCGCUGCGUGCGGAUUCAGUGAACGCUUCAACUCAGCAUACUUAACUUGCCCUCCAUCACGGCGAAUGAUCUUCAUUAACGAGCGGUUUGAAAGAAAGUUGACGUAAACCGGUCGAUCGAAGCUGGAUAUCUGAUCGAGGCUUUCGGUGGCCUUGCGAAGAACCAUUCUUGAAAUGGCCAGUCCUGAAGACGAUUCAGCAUCGGCUUCCCAAUUAGAUCAAGCCGGAUCUGUAGAAAAUACCCCUGAACCAGCAUUUCAAGAAGCACAGAAAUGGAUCGAGGCAGUGACAGGAAGAGGAUUCGGUGACAAGGAUUUCAGAAGUGGACUGGAGAAUGGCAUUAUGCUUUGCGAGUUGCUGAGUGCGGUCAAACCAGGCCUUGUGAAAAAGAUCAACAGACUUCCAACACCCAUUGCUGGACUAGAUAAUCUGACCGUGUUUCUGAGAGGAUGUGAAGAGUUGGGACUGAAGGGCUCACAGCUCUUUGAUCCAGGAGACCUGCAAGAUACGUCGAUACGAGCAAACCUAACGGGCUUAGACUGCACUAGAAAACUGAAGAAUGUGCUUAUAACUAUAUACUGGCUUGGUAAAGCUGCUAACCGCUGUGCUACCUAUAAUGGCCCAACACUCAACCUGAAAGAGUUUGAGGGACUCCUUACCAUGAUGCGAAAGGAGUGUGUAAGUGAAGAGUUGGACUCCCCUAAGCGCAGCAUAAGGGACAGUGGUUACAUAGACAGCUGGGAAUCGGAGCGGUCGGAUUCGCUAUCUCCUCCGAGGCAUGGCCGUGAAGAUUCGUUCGACAGUCUCGACUCAUUUGGCACCCGAUCGCAAAACACACCGUCUCCAGACACUGUUAUUCGCUGCAAUAGUGAUGACUCUGAAGGUGACAGCAGUCAAAGAAAGUUGCCGGACGUUCGUAAGGACGACAUGUCUGCCCGACGUGUCUCCUACAAAGAACCCCGUGCCGCCCUUCCCUUCAAUCAGUACCUGCCGAACAAAAGCAACCAGACCACCUACCUUCCUGCCCCCCUGAGGAAGAGGAGGAGCGAGAGAGAGGAAGAUAGGAGGAGUGUAUCAACAUCUCCUGUAGGGGGCGACAGACCUCUCAGAGAAGAAAGUGUAGGGGUGUUAAAACAGGGGGCUGUCGUGUCUCGAACCCCUGCGUUCCAGAAAAUGCUCAGCUGGGCGGGUGAAAAAGAGGUGGAGCUGGAGGAGGCGGAGCUCAAGAAAUUUAGAAAGUUGGAAAAGGCGGGGAUUAAAGUAUUACCCGCUUUUGUGCGAUACAACAGUCCUAACGUGGUUGCCGUGGAGGCUGAUAAAGCUAAACCGCCCUCUCCUGACAUCAUUCUCCGGCGUGACAAUGACUUCCUGCGGACCGCCGUCCCACAUGAGUGGGACUCGAAUGAGGAAGAUGACGAAGAGGGACCCAGUAAGGUUCCAGAUGUUCAAAAGGAUGACCUUGCUUCUCGUAGAGCUCGCAUGAAUCAGUUCAAACCCAGUGUGAAGCAUCACUUCCUGCCGGGAUCUUGUAGCUGGAAGGACCGAGAAAAAUGGGAAGGAAUCAGACUGGCAUCCCAGCAUGCUGUACUGGAGAGGAUGGAAAAGAUGGAACUGGAGAAAAAAAGUCAGGCUGACUCCGCCUCCCCUGAGGCGUCAAUCAUAACUCGUAAGGACAAUCCUUUCCUGAAUCCUAAAAAAGAGAGAGAAAAAGAAAGAGAUGAGGAAGAUCAGAGAGAGGUAGAAAAGAGGAUAGCCAUCCCAAACCUUCAGAAAGACGAUCUGGCGAAGAGGCGGUCUGGAGGGGGGCCACGCCCACCCAGAGAUUCCCAUCAGUCAUUGGUCCAGUCUUCCAUCACUCAGUCAGACCUGGAGACAUGGCAGAGACUCAAGAUAAAUACAGAGAGCAGCGAAGCUGACUCCGCCCUUGCAGAAGUGUCAAUCAUAACUCGCAAGGACAACCCCUUCCUGACCCCUGAGAAAGAGAGUGAAAGUGAGGAGGAGAAUAAGGAGGUGACAGACAGAGAGGCAGGGGGUAGGGUGGUGGUACCUAAUGUAGAGAAAGAUGACCUGGCCAAAAGGCGGAGCCAGAUUGGGACCACCCCACAGAAAGAUCCUCGGCAGUCAUUGACUCAAACGACCAUGACUCAGUCAGACCUGGAGAAGUGGCAGAGACUCAAGAUGAAUACAGAAAGCAGCGACGAGCCCAUUGUCCCUCUAUGUCAGACGUGUCUUGAGAAAGGCUGCCUCUCUAUCGCCUCCAAGGCGAAGGUUGCCAAGAACGACCUGGCCGGUUGCCGGGAACGUCCCUCCGGUGAACGGCGGCGUUUUGUGACAUUUGGGGGAGUGACCGAGAUGGAGAGUACCUCCUGGAAAGAUGAGGAGAAUGAAGUAGGAGAGGAAGAGGGAGAUGAGGCAGAGAAACUUCGAUAUCUGCUUUCGAUUGCACCUGUUGCUGUGCCCACCAUAGGGCUGGGCUCCAUACUGACAAAGAGAGCAGUCGGCAGUGGAAACGCAAACCCUGAGCCUGCCAUAGUUCUGCCCCCUGAACCGCCGAGCCCUCUCACCUUUGACCUCAACCGACCCUCGAGCUCCGUGCAACACAGGGAGCUGGAGGAGCAGAUAGCUGAGAAAGUGAAAGAUGAGAGGGAUGAUGAUGAUGAUGAAGAGGAGAGGCAGGUGGAUAUAGAAAAGGACGACAUGAUGGCUCGUAGGACAGGGUCGUUUCAGAAGUCAGCAAGGGGAGCGGCCUACAACCGAUUUCUCCCGCUGCCAGGCUCUAAGAAGGAGAUAAAUGCAGCGGCUUCCUCAGCCCAAAAAGGAAGUAACCAGAUGGGUAUGAGCGGAGAGAGAGAACUCCAAUAUCUGGAAAGUAACAUAAAGACGAAGAGAACCAAAAUUGGACAGAGAAAUGAACCAGCUGACCAACAAGCUCCGGUUGCCAUAGUUACCCAAAAGAGCCCAGACAUAGUGCGAUCACCCGCCACCGGUGUUGACCGCUCUGGCGAUUACAAUGAAUACGAUGAGUGUUGGGAUAAAGAUCCACCACCUGACGUUGAGAAGGACGACAUGCUUGCACGUAGGACCGGAGGUUACCAAAAACUAAGAGUGGGAACGGGACAACCUUUUAAUGCGUUUCUUCCGAGUCCUGGUGCUGUCAAACAGAAAACCUCUCCUGUUCCUGGAUUGAUCCAGUCUAAGCCUAGAGAGCAGGAAACAGAUUCAUCUCUGGACAGCUUCACCCUUAGCUCCGUGGCCCCGCCCCCAAGGGAUGCUGAGGACACGCCUAGGAAGUGCCCUCAGAUGAUGGACAGGCAGGAGGCAGGCUCUAUGGGUUUGGUGGGAAAGGAAAGUCUUAUUAAAGACGAGACUUGUACCAAAAGCCUCACCCCCAUGCCUGAACAAGCCUCACAUCAGCAGGACGUUGAUGAUCUACCCCCAAUAUUCAGAGCUACUAGUGUUUCUGAUGAACGAGAGAGUGUGAGUUUGAUUGACAUGCGCGAUGAAGAGGAUGAGUUGGCCUACCUUCGGCCGCACAGCCAAUCGCGACACGAGUGCCUGCACAACCAGUACAACAAACUCAGAGAGGAGGAGGACCAGUGGCAAGAUGACCUGGUUCGAUGGAAGAAUCGGAGACGGAGUGCCUCUCAGGAUCUGAUCAAAAAGGAGGAAGAGAGGAAGAUGAUGGAGAAGCUGAUGACCACGGAUGGAGGAUCUCGCCAUCAGAGGAAGAGCAUUAAAACAUACAAAGAGAUCGUAGAGGAAAAAGAGCGUCGGGAACAAGAGCUACAUGAACAGUACUGUAGGGCCUCCACCCCAGAGGAGAAAGCAGCCAUACUUCAGCGCUACGCUCUCCGUUUCACCAUCAGUGAUGCCAUAUUGGAAAAGCUCCAACUCCCUAAACUGCCUUCCGCUGCUACGCCGGUACACACCUCCCCUCUCCACCAGCCUGUGAAAGCGCCCGCACACACAAAAGAAGCAGAGGUUCCUAAGCCUACACAAACCACCCCAACACAACCCAUCGACCAUACAGACCAGGACAUUGCACAAAAUCAGGCGCUGGAAAAUCCCAAAACAUCGGAACAAUCACUUACCAAAACUCAAGAAGUGCCAUCGGCGCCUUUCCGUCCUCUCCCUCCUUCUUCAAAGGCUUCCUCAAAGCCCGUGCCCCUAAUCACCCCAAAACCCUACAGCCAGCCCAAAUUCAACCAGGGACCCCGCAAGUCUCUGAAGACUGAUGGGCUGGUGCGUUUGAAUGGUGAGAGCACUCAGGACGACAGCAGAGAGAGCGAUGCUAAAAGGUCUCCGGUGCGUUCUGUCCCCUUCACCUCCACACCUCUGAAGCCAGUCACUCCCAGUCAAUCAAAUGAGGAGAAAACUGUAUUAGAGACCUCGUAUGACCAACAGAACUCACAGACUUCAGUUCCUGACCAGGAGAAAGAAGAUGUAAAGGAGGAAAAGGAAAGUUCUACUAACAUUCAGGAAGAAAACAAAGAGAUCUCGACUACACUGUCAGACUCGGAAACAGCAGGAAAACAGUCAUAUCCUGAAACAGUGGUGAAGCGUAACUGCGUUGUCACGAUGACUAUUGUGACAGAACUCACUCAGACACACCCCAUCCAACCAAAUGACACGCCCAGCACAGAGCAGCUUUGUGGUUCAGUCCCAAAUUCAUGUGAUUUAAACUCCACUGAGUCCAGUAAAGCUGACCAGACUUCAUACUCACAGUCACUAACAGAGGGGAUCGAUUACUCCAGUGAAUGUAUUGAAACCCCAAUGUUGAACCUUGCUAAAAGGGUUGAUCACUGGACGUGGGAUCCCAAUGAGGAGCGCAGACGGCAGGAGAAAUGGCAACAAGAGCAGGAGCGACUGCUGCAGGAAAAAUAUCAAAGAGAGCAGGAGAAGCUGAAGGAGGAGUGGGAGAGAGCACAGAGGGAAGUUGAGGAGGAAGAGAGGAGACAUCACGAGGAGGAGAGACGGAUUCUGGAGGAAACCGUGACCCCACUGACCCCUCGCACCUCAGUUUUGCCCUCCGCAAGUGUGACACAGCCACCACAGGACACUAUUGUCCUGUCAUUGGCUGACUGGGACAGGAAACAGGAAAUGCUGGAGAGACAGUCACAGACGAACCAGAGUAAUGGACUGACAGACAGUCCUGAUCAAGUGAUCACACCAGCUCAGCAGAAUGGCCAGAGAAGUGAACCUCAGGAGAGCCAAACUGCUAUACCACAACUACAGUUUAUACAAGAUGGCACAUGGAGUUGCAAAUCUAAGGGCAGACAAGAGGAUUUGAAGAAAACUGCCUCACUGGACCGUAACCAAACUCCACCCCAGAGUCAGUCCACAGGGAUGAGGAGGACUGGGUCGUGUGAAAAUGUUUUAGGAACACAUCCAUCAAAUUCACCCCCACCCUCACAAGACACAUCGCCUCCAUCACCCAGCAGGUCAAUAAGUGGAAAGAAGCUUUGCUCCAGUUGUGCACAUCCAUUGGGCAAAGGAGCGGCUAUGAUCAUAGAAACCUUAGGGUUGUACUUCCAUAUUCAGUGUUUUAAGUGCGGGAUAUGCAGAGGUCUGCUUGGUGACACAAGUGCCGGGACAGAUGUCAGAAUUCGAAACGGACUUCUUAAUUGUCAGGAAUGUUACAUAAAAUCACGGGCUGCUGGCCAGCCAACAACAUUGUGACCUUUUAAACUUAUUAUGGAGAAAUGAAAAAAUCAAGUUGAAUCAGGCCUGGAUCUUAUCUGAGAAGAAUGAAUGUUUAUAUGUUUCCAACAAUUUUCCUUAAAGCACAAUCAAGCAAAGACGUUGAACUGGAAUCAUGGGUACAACUGGUUAAACUCUGGACUGGACAACAGCAAGUAGUGUUCACACUUGGUUGAUAUAGGUUGCACUUUACCUCGCAGUGUCCAUGCUACACACAUUAUGUGUCAUGUCAUUUUAAUAGCAGUCAGAAGCACAAUAUCAGCAAGCAUGCAAAUGCAGUCGUGACUUACGGAUGGUUGGAGUACAAGUACAUUUUUACAGUACAAAAGUAAAUUUUUUGGAUUGCUUCUGCAAACAUCUUUAUAACUUACAUAGACCUUCAUAAAUAUUUUUGAAUGCAACAAUAUUAAACUUUCAUAAGAACCUUCAUAAACUUUACAGUGACCAUUUUUGAGGGCUCCUAAAAGCAUAAAAUGAGGCUAUAUAUUUUUUAUACCCGCUGCCUUUGAUGUCACAGGUAAAAACAGUUAUUUUCAACCCAGAGCUGGGUCAAAAAAGGACGGACCCAACUUGUUGGGUUGUAAUUUAACCUUUCAACCCAAAAUGCUGGGAUGUUUUAACCUAUUGUUAGGUCCCCAGAUAAUUUUCUUUGAAAAUAACCCAGCAUUUGUUGGCGUAGUGAAGGAUUGGGGAAUCUGCUCAAUUACGUGGCGCAGCAUACUUAGAAAGUCAUUGUGCAGAUUCAGAUUGGGUAGUUAGAUGGCAUUUUUGGCUCGGGUCAGCCAAGCCCAACAACUGCCAUUGUAAAUAAAUGCUAAUGAAUACCUUAAUUCAUGUAUUAUGUACUUUUUUGAAAAAGCAGGCGGUACAUACUUGCAGUCAGAUGCAUUUUAUAAUGCAACAACAUAAAAGUCAAACUCUUCCCUUUGUAAAGUAGGUUUCAGAGAAAUUCACACCACAAAGAAAAUGCACGUUGAAUAUGUUGUUUAUGAAUGUAAGUCAUUGCAUAUAUAAAUACACAGUAACAUGGACACUGUAAUGUAAAGUGUGACUGAGAAGUACGAUGCUGCGCACAAAUCCAAUUCACAAGAAAAAGUUCUGUCUUUUUUUAUUAACAUUUAUACAUAAUCUUUUUAAUAAUCAAUUUUUCUGACAGUCUAGCAGGUGUUUCACAUUACACAGUAAAUGUUAGACAACUAUGUACUUCUACUAACAAAUAACAAUGCACAGGACUUAUUAAUAACAGGACAUAAAUAUACUGGUCAAUGUUAAUUUCUACAUAUUUCAAUAUAUUUUUUACAUUUAAAGGGACAUUCCACUUUUUUUUUGAAAAUAUGCUAAUUUUCCAGCUCCCC
Messenger RNA from Misgurnus anguillicaudatus (oriental weatherfish), 7289 nucleotides. It is a transcript of the gene limch1a, whose product is annotated as LIM and calponin homology domains 1a. Gene Ontology annotation, biological process: regulation of focal adhesion assembly; positive regulation of stress fiber assembly. The record is from RefSeq and is a predicted model, not a curated record. Gene Ontology annotation, molecular function: myosin II head/neck binding. NCBI's taxonomy places the organism in Eukaryota, Metazoa, Chordata, Actinopteri, Cypriniformes, Cobitidae. Gene Ontology annotation, cellular component: stress fiber.